GCGCUCCUCUCGUGCCGGCGUCGCUCCGCCUCCGGGAGAGGACCCGGCCCGCCCUCUGGGCCCGGGACCAGGCGGGACCUCCUGCCAGGGUGUCCCGCCGCGCCUCAUCCGGUCCGGGACUGCCGGGAGCAGCAGGUGUGCGGCCCGACAACUCUCUCCCCGACGCUUGCAGUCCGUGCCACGUCUUCGCGGGCUGCCGGAACGCUGACGUGGAGCUGCCAGUCCCGCACCCCUAUGGAGAAGUUUGGGAUGAAUUUCGGGGGCGGCCCGAGCAAGAAGGACCUGCUGGAGACCAUAGACACACAGAAGAAGCAGCUCCUGCAGUACCAGGCACGGCUCAAGGAUGUGGUCCGCGCCUAUAAAAGCCUACUGAAGGAGAAAGAGGCGCUGGAGGCCAGCAUCAAGGUACUGUCGGUGUCCCACGAGGCGGAUGUGGGCCUCGCAGGUGUCCAGCCCUCAGGUCUCACUUUUCCUGACUCCAUUGAUGACCGGUGCUCCACUCACAGCGGGGAUAGCACGGGGACCGCCACCAGCUUGGAUACUGCAGCCAGUCUCACCAGCACCAAGGGUGAGUUUGGGGUAGAAGAUGAGAGACCGGCCCGUGGCCCACUACCUCUGAAGUCCGAAGAAGCCAGCGGUUCGGAGAGUGGCAUUAGCAGCAGUAGUGGGGACGGUCCGUCGGGGGGCGUGGAGGCAGACAAACGACUGCACCAAAUGAAGACUCAGUUGGCCACUUUGACCAGCUCUUUGGCUACAGUCACCCAGGAGAAGUCCCGUAUGGAGGCUUCUUACCUGGCUGACAAGAAGAAGAUGAAACAGGACUUAGAGGAUGCCAGUAAGAAGGCAGAGGAGGAGAGGGGCCGUCUGGAGGGGGAAUUGAAGGGGCUGCAGGAGCAAAUAGCGGAAACCAAAGCUCGACUUAUCACGCAGCAGCACGAUCGGGCCCAAGAGCAGAGUGACCACGCCUUGAUGCUGCGUGAGCUCCAGAAGCUGCUGCAGGAGGAGAGGACCCAGCGCCAGGACCUGGAGCUCCGUCUGGAGGAGACCCGAGAAGCCCUGGCAGGGCGGGCAUAUGCCAUUGGUCAGAUGGAAGGGUUUGAACUGCAGACCAAGCAGCUAACCAGGGAGGUAGAGGAGCUGAAGGGUGAGCUGCAGGCUCUUCGAAAUGAGAAGAAUCGGCCUGACCCCCGGCUGCAGGACCUUCAGGAAGAGGCCGCUGGCCUCAAGAGUCAUUUCCAGGCUCAGUUGCAACAGGAAAUAAGGAAGACAGCCCUUGCCGAGGAACAACUCCGACAGCAAUCUCAGGUGGAAGAGCAGAGGGUGGCAGCCCUAGAGAACCAGAUAUCCGAGGUGUCUGAACUGCUGGGCAUCUACGAGAAGGCCAAGCAGAAGGACCAACUGGCUAUCCAGAAGCUGAAGGAGCGUAUUCUGCAGCUGGACCUGGAGAAUAAGACACUGGCUCUCGCAGCCUCCAGCCGGUCCCCUCUGGACAGCCAUGGUGAGGAGUCCAGUCUGGAUGUUAAUGUCCUGAAGGACAAGAUGGAGAAGCUGAAGAGACUGUUGCAGGUUGCAGCCAGAAAAAGCCAGGUGGCCCUGGAUGUGGAGAAGCUCUGCGACCCAGAGAUAAUGCCCACCUCGGAGGCUACUGAUGGGGAGAAAGCCACUGCGCUGUACUACCAACAGGAGCUGAAACAGCUGAAGGAGGAGUUUGAGAGGUACAAGAUGAGGGCCCAGGUUGUCCUCAAGAGCAAGAGCACCAAAGACAGCAAUGUGUCAAAGGAGCUGGAGGAAGCCCAGGAGCAGCUGGCAGAGCUGAAGGAGAAGUACAUCUCCCUGCGGCUGUCCUGCGAGGAGCUCGAGCGCCAGCACCAGCAGGAGGCUGAGGACUGGAAGCAGGAGCUGACCCGGCUGCAGCAGCUGCACCGGCAGGAGCUGGAGCGCAGUCAGCUGGACUUCAGGGACCGCACGCUGAAGCUGGAGGAGGAGCUGCACAAGCAGCGUGACCGGGCCCUGGCCGUGCUGGCUGAGAAAGACCUGGAGCUGGAGCAGUUGCGCUCCGUGGCCCUGUCCUCCAGCCUGCCAGGACGCAGAAGCCCAGUGGGGGCUGGAGGUCUUGGGGACCCAGUUGACACAUCAUCCCCAGAUAGCCUGACCCAAGCCCUGCACCUUGCGGCACCCAACGAGCCCACUUUCUUCCUGUAUGCUGAGCAGCUGGCCCGCAAGGAGGUGGAGAUCACCUCGCUGCGGAAGCAGAAGAACAGGCUGGAGGCUGAGGUGCGUCAGCUGCAGGAUCGGCUGCUGGAGGAGAGGGAGCGGCACCAGGAGGAGGUUGGAGCCCUGCAGAGCCACAUUGAAAAGAACAUCAGGGACCAGAGCAGGGAGGGAGCCAACCUGGAGUACCUCAAAAACAUCAUCUACCGCUUCCUGACCUUGCCAGACUCUCUGGGCCGUCAGCAGACGCUCACAGCCAUACUGACGAUCUUGCAUUUCAGUCCCGAGGAGAAACAAGUGAUAAAGCGGCUCCCAGCCAGUGGUAGCUGGUGGCCUUCGGGCAAGAGAUGAUGCUGUUUUCAUUAACUCCUGAGAUUCCUGUGCCUCUUUUCUGUGAGAAGGGGUGGGCUCUGGCUUCAACUGCCUCUUCUCUUCUCUAAUGUUUCCUUCUUCACAGUGCUGAGCUCAGAGGAGUCUUCGAUGUGGGGUGGGAUUUUCUGCCAAAUGCCAUUAAUGCCACUUUAUCCUUGGGCCUGGGGAUAUGGAGUGUGUUGGAACAGCAUCUUCUAGUGGCGUGUGUGUAUGGGGAGAGGUUAGGCCGGAGAGAUGGAAAAGUUGGGGAAGUGGUGAGAGUCUCUUAAGGUACAAUUUUGUUUUAAUACUAUGCUCCUAGCUCAGAGCUAGAUAUGACUCGCAAGGGAGUUCAGUGAACUAAUUUCUACACAUGUGGUGGAGUACUCAUCCGGGGCAUAAUGACCAGCACCAUACUCCAUCUCAUCAAUUUGUGUCUGACCCACUGCUGCCCCAAUUCUCUGGGGACGUCAGUCAGGCUGAAAAGCCACCAGGAAGUUUGAAAUAGUGACAGAUUGUCCACUAGUACAAAGGGCUAAGGAAUAGUGAGUUCACCCUGGCAUUGGGAAGCUUGGUUUAGUUAGGGCCGAGGGGCCACUAAAGCAGUCUAGACCAAACACACUGCUCGUGGCCAACCAAAAGAUGGCUGAUCUCGGAGAGUUCCUGAGUGACCUGUUUUUGGCCUGAAUAGAGUUUAAAUAGUUGCUCUCACACUUGCCCCAGCCUGAAACCAUCUGCCUAAGGUUGGCCUGAACUUGUGAAUAAAUGACGUUGCUAUCUUCUCCUCAAUGUUGAGCUUUGACAAAGAAACAAAUCUUAGCCUCUUACAGAGAGGAAUCAGAUCGGUAAGCUCUAUUCCUGCCCGAAUAUAAGGAUAGAACUCAGAGAUUUGCUCCCGGCUGUCUCUGCCUUUGUACGGACAGGGAAGAGAAGAAGGGUUUGCGCAGAGGAUUCCAGAAGGUUGCUGUGGCCCACUCAGGAAAGUUGUGGCUGUCCAGCUGAGGCUGAGCUGGGGUGCUUUCUGUUCUGUGGCCAGCACUCUGGCUAAAUCGCCAAGUCCCUGCCACCAGGGUAUUGCUACUUGACUGUCAACAGGAUAUUUUGACCACUCCUUCAGGGAGGUAAUAAGAGUUUAAAUCUACAAUCCUCAUCUUCCCCACAGAGUGUCCUGCAGACCAAAUAAAAGAGUAGAUUCAUUCUGCUUUUAAGGAAAGGUGGCUUGUUAUCCAGGUGGCCUGGAAAGGAGGGACCCAAGAAAUUCAGACAGUAUCAGUGGCUCACCCUGUCCCCCACCUGCCCUUGCUGGUUAGAGAUCUUUGAACCUUAAAGACCAAGGCUUUGCCACUAACUGGACUAACGACUAUCUGUUAUUUCAUCAUAGAGCUUUGUUUUAUGAGGAUUUGGGGUGCAGAAGACUGGGAUUAAAUGCUCCGAACGGGAGUUUAGGUGACCUGGAGUAUCUACCAACAGGAAAUGGACUUAGCAGAAGUGCUGUGUUCACAUGAUAAAAACAUAAACCGUGGGAUCAUUAAACCUGUAUGACUUGACCUGUGUCUUUCCUUAAUGGUACAUAUGCAUCUAGACAAAAAUGGAGUGUGAAUGAAAGUGGAGAAUAAAAAGGAUAGAAAUCAUAUUUCAUUAUAUUAAUCCAUGAGCUUGAAUGCAGGGAGGAAAAACCUCAGAGCUUUGACUGCCUGAGUUCACAACCCAGAUGUCUUAGCCUGGACUCGUGUGUAUGUGUAUGUAGGCAGCUACACUUAGAAAACUCCCUCGUGGGUUCAGUGAAUGGGCUUGAAACUUCCAUGAUUAACUACUUCAAGCUCCACAAGUAACCUACUUACGAAUGCCAGAUUAUGCUUAACAGCAGACUCAUGGUAUCCUUGAAGAGUUUUCCAGAACACCAAGGUAAACUAACGUUAAUAAUAAUAGACUUUCUUAAUUUCCUUACCUUGAUGCCCCUAAACGUAGGCUAUUUUAUCAUCGUUGCUAUUUCUAGCUGGUUGUGGACAAAACAGAUCCACAAUCACAGUUGCUUUCCUAGCACUGGUAACUGUUGUGCUUUUGACUUCCGAGAAGACACCAAGCAGGCAAAGAAGCAAGUCAAUUUCUGAUUCAUUUUAAAUAUCUGGAGAAACUCAAGGCUGUGAAUGCUCCCAACUGAAGUGUAAAGACUGGACCCGUUCCUAUCCUUACAGGCGCUUAGAGCCUAGAAACCACGUUAAUGCAGACACGCAUAAAUUAAAAAUUCCUUCUGUCCCCACCCCUCCCGCCAAAUAAGUUUUUUAGUCAUUUGACUGGUUUUCCUGUGCUAGUGUAAGAAAGGAAAGGAGAGAGAAUGAAAGUAGACUUGAGAUCAGAAACUAAAUAUUCCGUGGGCCCUGGUCCCAGAAUUUCAGAUGGUAUACAAGUUGUGUCGAUAAGGUAGUGAGACAGCCUUAUUAACUAUGACACACAGAUGAGCGGGAUCCAUGUCAAGUAGAAGAGAUGGAGGAAGGAUGUGGCAGGAAGGCACUCUGACCACUCAUGUAAGGGCUUCCUGCUCUCUUCCCCCCCUCUUGGGUACCUUGGACCUGGGGGGUAAACAUGCCUGUAUGUCAUGUCCUUGAUGUCAGUCUCCAUGUGUUAUUCAGAACUCCAGGGCUCUCAGACCUUGUCUUGUGAAGCUACUACUGCAGGGUUUUUGUUUUGUGCCAGCAACUUUGAGCCACUUAUGCUCAUUAUAUCAUUCAUUCCUCAAGGUGCUAUUAUUAUCCUAUUUUACAGAUGAGGAAACAGGCUGAGAUGCUAAAUUUUUCCUAAAUCAUGUCGUUGGCAGA
Molecule: messenger RNA, 5378 nt
Organism: Loxodonta africana (African savanna elephant)
Lineage: Eukaryota; Metazoa; Chordata; Mammalia; Proboscidea; Elephantidae
Gene: GCC1
Product: GRIP and coiled-coil domain containing 1
Exons: 2
Coding region: 235-2562 (775 amino acids)
Cellular component (GO): Golgi apparatus
Source: RefSeq, a predicted model, not a curated record